CCAGCUCCCUGCGUGUGCACCCCAAGGUGGCCUGGUGGUGCUGUGCUUCACCCUGCAGCUCAGACAGAGGACGCGGCCUUGGCCGUGCCCUGGCCCUUGCCCUUGACAGAAGGGAAUGGAAGGGUUUCCGAAGAGCAGCUAUGGAACAAUGGCUGAAGGAAGGGUGGACGACAGUGGAUUGGAAGCACCUUCUUUGAGGAUCAUCCUGGUGGGAAAAACAGGCAGUGGGAAGAGCGCCACAGGGAACAGCAUCCUCUGCCGGCCAGUGUUCGAGUCCAGGCUGGGGGCCCAGACAGUGACCAGGUCCUGCCAGAGAGCGCUCGGGACGUGGAAUGGGAGGCGCAUCCUUGUGGUUGACACGCCCUCCAUCUUUGACUCACAGGUCCAGACCCAAGAGCUGGUGGAGGACGUCGGGCAGUGCUACCUGCUGUCUGCCCCGGGGCCCCACGUGCUGCUGCUGGUCACCCAGCUGGGGCGCUUCACGGCCCAGGACGUGGAGGCGGCGAGGAGGGUGAAGGAGGUGUUCGGAUCAGAGGCCAUGAGCCACACGGUGGUCCUCUUCACCCACAAGGAAGACCUGGGGGCUGGCUCCUUGGACGAUUACGUGGCCUGCACAGACAAUGUCCACCUGCGGGGCCUGGUGCAGGAAUGUGGGGGGCGGUACUGCGCCCUCAACAAUCGGGCGUCUGGGGAGGAGCAGCGCACGCAGCUGCAGGAGCUCAUGGCCGUGGUGCAGGGGCUGGAGGGCUGGCACCAGGGCUCCUUCCACAGCAACGACCUCUUCCUGCAGGCUCACUUGCUGCAGCAGGGCGGGGACGGGGUCCUGCCGGAGGAGCGCAGGCGCUACCUGCACAGGGUGAGGCAGCACCUGGACAGACAGAGGAGGGCGCUGAGGGCGGAGCAGGGCAGCUGCUGCUGCAGGGCGGUGCUCGCUCUCAGAGCCUGGAUGGCUUCGCACCUGCUCCUCACUGCCCUCCUGCUCCUGGCUACCUUGAUCGUUAUUGCUGUCUCCAUCAAUCUGUGUAUCACGCAGGGGAAGUGAGCGUGC
This is a messenger RNA of Dipodomys ordii (Ord's kangaroo rat), 1048 nucleotides long. Its product is annotated as GTPase IMAP family member 5-like. The transcript has 3 exons. The record is from RefSeq and is a predicted model, not a curated record. Gene Ontology annotation, molecular function: GTP binding. NCBI's taxonomy places the organism in Eukaryota, Metazoa, Chordata, Mammalia, Rodentia, Heteromyidae. The coding region runs from base 116 to 1042 and encodes 308 amino acids.